Molecule: messenger RNA, 1504 nt
Organism: Theobroma cacao (cacao)
Lineage: Eukaryota; Viridiplantae; Streptophyta; Magnoliopsida; Malvales; Malvaceae
Source: RefSeq, a predicted model, not a curated record
GAUUUUUAUUUUUCCGGGCUUCAACGCUUCUUUUUUUGGUUCUCUGGACAACCAGGCAAAAACUCGAAACGAAAAUGAAAAUGUUGCGGCUUGUGUCUUCUUUACAUCCUCAAAUCCCAUCAACUUCUCCGAAGCUCUCUUUUACUUACAAAGAUGCUUCCUUAUUUCCCAAACCCCAAGUUCAGGUCCCAAAAUACCCUUCGCGAUUCGCUCUAUUUGCUCAAAAUGGAAACAAGGAUGACCUAACCAAGGAACCCAACAAGAAACAAGAAGGAGAAGAAAAUCCAAAGGGGCAGCCAAAUGGGUCUAUUAAUGGUGGGGAUUCGAGGAAUGAACGACGGUCCAUGUUUAACUUCAGAUUGGGUGAUUUGCUGGACCCAGAUCCCGAUAACAUCGUAGCCCUUGGAUUGACAGGUUUGCUAACGUGGGCAAGUGUUCAGGUUUUGUGGCAGCUGUUUUUGAUCUCGGUGGCUAUUCUUUUAGCUGCUCUCAAGUAUUCUUUCAUUGCUGCUCUUCUCAUUUUCAUUCUCAUUACCCUCCUAUGAAAAAAUUUUGAAACUUUUUUGCCCUUUAUUUCUUGAAACACCAAUCCUCUGUUGGAAACUGUCACUAGGAUUUUUCAGUAGGAAAGAAAAAAAUUAGCUUGAAAGAUUAGAUAUUGGUAUUGAAAGUGUUUCAAAAAUUGGAUUGCUGGAAUUUAGAGGUGGCAAGUCGUUGAGUUUGGGUUGUAGUGGCUAAAAUCUUGGGUAUUUCCGGUUUGAAUCAUUUGGGGUUAAGGUCAUUUUGAGUUUCAAAUUAUUGACUUUGUAAAAUGUAAUUUAAAUUGAGUCAAAUAAUUUGUGCUAUGUUUAUUAUUUAAACUUGGGUCCUUUGAACUUUCUAUUAUUGUGUUUUGUAAUGUGGUGAUUGGUGAAGAACUUAUCAUUGCUUUUUGGGAUGGUAAGUUUUCGAUUAGCAUCAGAAAGCUAACCUGAAGGCUACAGCUUAUCCUGAUUGUGUCUGGAGCAGGUAAGAGAGGUAGGAAUGUAGAGUGAGUCAUCCAUAGGAAAAGUGCAUCAAGUGAUAAUGGAACAAAACUUGCACCCAGUCCCAGUAGAAAACCAUUGUGACCAACUUAAUUGCCGAAAAGCUCUAUCACAAUUUCAAUUUGCUUUGUGGUUUUGCCCUCCAGGAAUCAUUUACUGUAUUCUGCGACCGAUCCAAGAGCAGUAUUGGAUUGCCAUGCCUGGGGACAUCCAAACUGGGACAAAAAAAGGGCUCUGAAAUGGCUGCACGCAGCUUGUUGCAUGUUCAGAACGUGAAACUGAAGCCCAGUUACUCAAUAGAUCAACUUACAAGUUCUCCAGAAGAAAAAAACAAUAAGAGUUCACUUCUUUUCCAUUUGAUGAAUAACAGUUUUCCAGGAGAAUAUAUACACUCCUGUUUAGAAAGGAGCUAAUUUUAUGGUGGGUGGCUCACCAAUCUCCAAAGAACAAGAUUGAAAAGCGUUUCUAGUUAGGUCAUA